AAAAAAAGGAAAAAAAUCUUGGUUGAUGUCGGAGUCGGUAAAGCCGAGGAAAGGAAUAGGGAAGCGUCUUCAUUUUGUCUAAGGUGCUGGGUCAGUGAAGUUGCUCCUGCUGUUUACCUGCAACCCAUCAUCUGGCAUGGUCUGAGGGAGCAUCUCCAUCCACGUUGUGAUUGGCAGUUAACCAGCUAAUAAUAACCACUAUCUGAUUGUUCGUUUUUUGAGAACAAGUCCUGGUCCCUGCUUAUUCCUUAGCUGACCCUUGCACUAGUUUCCAGCGUGGUUGUGUGACUUGGUCCUAGGCGGCCCCCCCCCCCCCCUCCCUUACACUUCAGGCCUUCCUGAGCACCAGCAGCUGCGUCCUGCCUCUGUUUCCUGUCCUUGGUCGUGCAAGGCUGAGCCCCAUCCACUCCCCUAACCACCCAACCUCCCAAACACACACACGCGCACACACACGCUCAUCCUCCCAGUCGUCCGCAGCCCGACGGGACACCAGCCCCAGGUUUCCUGGUGCAGCUUAGCACUAUGACCUCCAUGUCCAGCCUGUUCUCCUUCACUAGCCCUGCGGUGAAGCGGCUGCUGGGCUGGAAGCAGGGCGACGAGGAGGAGAAAUGGGCGGAGAAGGCGGUAGACGCCCUGGUGAAGAAGCUGAAGAAGAAGAAGGGCGCCAUGGAAGACCUGGAGAAGGCCCUGAGCAGCCCCGGGCAGCCCAGCAAAUGCGUGACCAUCCCCCGCUCGCUGGACGGGCGGCUGCAGGUGUCCCACAGGAAGGGCCUCCCUCACGUCAUCUACUGCCGCGUGUGGCGCUGGCCUGACCUGCAGUCUCACCACGAGCUCAAGCCCCUGGAAGUGUGCGAGUACCCGUUUGGCUCCAAACAGAAAGAAGUGUGCAUCAACCCUUACCACUACAAACGAGUGGAGAGCCCUGUCCUUCCGCCGGUGUUGGUCCCACGACACAGUGAGUUCAAUCCUCAGCACAGCCUUCUCGUGCAGUUCCGUAACCUGAGUCACAACGAGCCACACAUGCCCCUCAACGCCACCUUCCCAGAUUCCUUCCAACAGCACAGCGGGGGCGGCUCCUUCCCCAUCUCUCCAAACUCACCUUACCCCCCCUCCCCUGCUAGCAGUGGCACCUACCCCAACUCUCCUGCUAGUUCAGGGCCGUCCAGCCCUUUUCAGCUGCCAGCUGACACCCCACCCCCAGCAUACAUGCCCCCCGACGAGCAGAUGGGGCAGGAUGGGUCUCAGUCUAUGGAGACGGGCACUAGCAUGGUGCCCCAAAGCAUGCCCAGAGGGGAUGUGCAGCCAGUGGAAUAUGAGGAGCCCAGCCACUGGUGUUCCAUCGUAUACUAUGAGCUGAAUAACCGUGUGGGCGAGGCUUACCACGCUUCCUCCACCAGUGUGUUGGUGGAUGGUUUCACUGACCCCUCCAAUAACAAGAACCGCUUCUGCCUGGGUCUGCUCUCCAACGUCAACCGUAACUCUACCAUUGAGAACACUCGCCGCCACAUUGGCAAAGGCGUCCACCUGUAUUACGUUGGUGGAGAGGUGUAUGCCGAGUGCUUGAGCGACACUAGCAUCUUUGUCCAGAGCCGCAACUGCAACUACCACCAUGGCUUCCACCCCACCACUGUCUGCAAGAUCCCCAGCGGCUGCAGUCUCAAGAUCUUCAACAACCAAGAGUUUGCUCAGCUGCUGGCCCAGUCUGUCAACCAUGGCUUUGAGGCUGUCUACGAGCUCACCAAGAUGUGCACUAUUCGCAUGAGUUUUGUAAAGGGCUGGGGCGCUGAAUAUCAUCGACAGGACGUGACUAGCACCCCCUGCUGGAUAGAAGUGCAUCUUCAUGGCCCCCUCCAGUGGCUGGAUAAAGUACUAACUCAAAUGGGCUCUCCUCUGAACCCUAUCUCGUCGGUUUCCUAAUGGUGGGCCCUACACAGAUGCUGGGAAGAUCUUUCUAUCUUUUGGUUUUUUACUUUUUUUUUUUUUUUUUUUUUUUUUUUAAAUUUUGCAAUUUUGAAAAAGGACGUCUUAAAGGCUUGAACUGUUUACACUACCUGCAAAAGGGCCUUUCAUCCUUUAAGCAGACAGAAUUGUGAGAAUGAACUGAGGCUACAAGCAAAACUAGCGGAGGAAAAUUUUAGGCAGUGACACACAAUGGACAAACUUACUGCUUAAGCAGUUGUCUACAACUUUUUUCCU
Molecule: messenger RNA, 2196 nt
Organism: Chanos chanos (milkfish)
Lineage: Eukaryota; Metazoa; Chordata; Actinopteri; Gonorynchiformes; Chanidae
Gene: smad5
Product: SMAD family member 5
Exons: 7
Coding region: 523-1917 (464 amino acids)
Biological process (GO): anatomical structure morphogenesis; SMAD protein signal transduction; regulation of transcription by RNA polymerase II
Cellular component (GO): heteromeric SMAD protein complex
Molecular function (GO): DNA-binding transcription factor activity, RNA polymerase II-specific; I-SMAD binding; RNA polymerase II cis-regulatory region sequence-specific DNA binding
Source: RefSeq, a predicted model, not a curated record